GAAACGGGUUCUGAAGACUCACUCGGGUGACGGAUGUGUGGGCGCUGCCUGAAGGGUUGAUCGCCUAAGUGUCCCUGCAACAGGCGCUUUGGACCUGAAGACUUACGGUCCGCUGUGCCCGUCCUCCGCCAUGGCCGCGCUGGAUUGGUAUGCGCACAAGGCUCUGGGAGACGGCGUGUACUGGAUCCAGGAGCGCUACUACGAGUCCGGCAACAGAGCCAACAUCUGGCUGGUUCGCGGCUCCCAUCAGGACCUAGUGAUUGACACCGGGCUCGGGUUGCGGAGUCUGCCGGAGUACCUGUGCUCGUCAGGACUGCUUCCAAACGGCCGGGAAGGAGGAUCCGGCCGCCGGCCCCUCAUGGCUGUGGCGACCCAUGUUCACUUUGAUCAUGCAGGUGGGCUGCACCAGUUCGGGCAGGUGGCGGUACACCGGCUGGAGGCCGAAGCCCUGGCCCGCGGGGAUAACUUCGAGACGGUGACUUGGCUGUCGGACAGUGAGGUGGUGAAGCCGCCAACCCCGGGCUGGAGUGCCAGUCAGUUCAAGGUGCAGGCGAUGAAACCCACGCACGUCCUGGAAGAUGGUGAUAUUAUCAGCCUUGGUGACAGACAACUUACUGUAAUGCAUAUGCCUGGUCACUCAAGGGGCAGUAUUUGCCUGCAUGACAGAGGCCGAAAGAUUCUCUUCAGUGGAGAUGUGGUAUACGAUGGCUCCGUGAUUGACUGGCUUCCUUACAGCAACAUCAGUGACUAUGUCAGGUCUUGCGAGCGUCUCAAAGGACUGGUAGAUAUGGGUCUUGUGGAGAAAGUGCUCCCGGGCCAUUUCAACACCUUUGGGGCAGAAAGGCUUCACCAUUUGGCUUCCAACUAUAUAGCUAAUGCUGGAGUGUGUCACAAAGUAUCAACUUGCGCUGUCAGGUCAUUUGCAGGACUGGCUUUACGGGUAACCAAUUCUAGGAGGUGACUUAUUUGUCGCGCCAUUUGGAACCAUACAAAAGAAAAAAAAAAUGCUAUGCAAACAUCAGUUAAACCAAACAAAACACGAAGUGUAAAUGUAAGUUGUGUGUAAACUACGUAGGGUUAAAUGAAAAUUCCCAUGUUUGCUUACAUCAUAGUAAUUGAGGCUAAUGCUUAAUUACACUGUAAAAUGUCCAAGGAAAUACUCAAUAGUAUUGAGUCGUGACCAAACAGGGGAUGUGGCUUAACCAAGACUUUGUAGGAGUGUACAGUGCUAUGAUGGCACUAUACAAAUCAAUAAAUAGUUUAAUGUGUGAUACCUUCAGACAUGCCCCACAUUUUGCGCUUGGACAUUAGGUAGGAAGGAACCCAUGAAGUUUGCCCUCAUUCAUUUUUUUUUUCUUCUUAUUCCAGUAUUUUAAGUUGAAUGAAUGUGUAUAGCAUUGCCUGGCAACAGCCAACCUAUGGCUGUUUUGA
Molecule: messenger RNA, 1431 nt
Organism: Spea bombifrons (plains spadefoot toad)
Lineage: Eukaryota; Metazoa; Chordata; Amphibia; Anura; Pelobatidae
Gene: MBLAC2
Product: metallo-beta-lactamase domain containing 2
Exons: 2
Coding region: 131-961 (276 amino acids)
Source: RefSeq, a predicted model, not a curated record